Hippocampus zosterae (dwarf seahorse) is the source of this 3413-nucleotide messenger RNA. It is a transcript of the gene cyb561d2, whose product is annotated as transmembrane reductase CYB561D2. NCBI's taxonomy places the organism in Eukaryota, Metazoa, Chordata, Actinopteri, Syngnathiformes, Syngnathidae. Bases 491 to 1165 code for a protein of 224 amino acids. Gene Ontology annotation, molecular function: transmembrane monodehydroascorbate reductase activity. The record is from RefSeq and is a predicted model, not a curated record. The transcript is spliced from 3 exons. Gene Ontology annotation, cellular component: endoplasmic reticulum.
UCGGUUUUCCAGGCAUCGGAGAAGGGUCCAGCUGCAGACCCGGAGGAGGCCGAUUUAGGGAAAGUUAGGUUUAGGCAAGUAACUUUGCGCCGGAUAUGACUUGUUAAAUAAUUUAAAUUCCCUAUUACAACUAAUGAACACAAUACCUUUAUUUUGAAAAUCCAUUUGCCUAAAUUUACCACAGCCACUUCCGGCGUUUGUCUACCAUUACCUAAAGUUACCUCCUCCGAGUCUGCAGCUGGAUACUAUUGGGAGGUGGCAUCGCGCUGCCAACACACCAUAUCAAAUAUGACCAUCAUUCAUCACACGUCAUCUAUAAUAUGACCGUUUCUUGGUCCUGUAGAUUUGCUUAAAUGACCUUCUCUAUCCUUUUAAUGGCGAUGGUUUACCUUUGAUCCCGUUUCGUUUCUUUUGGAAACUCUGGGUGACCGGUGGCGUUUGUGGAUUGCUAUAAAUCGCCCAUACUGUACCGUACAAUAUUUUGUCGAACAUGGCCCACGACAAAGAGACUGAAGCUGAACCUCGCCUGUUCGCUUUCGCCCGAGUAGCUUCCGCAGUGUUGACACACUUCCUCGGCAUAAGCCUCACGGGCUUCGUCGCUCUUCUAGCGCGACCUGGUACAAGUUGGUUUUCCUGGCAUCCUUUUCUCAUGACACUAGCAUUCUCCUUCUUCAUGACUGAAGCCAUCCUCCUCUUCUCACCCCAUGGCUCCCCCAUGAGGAAGUUUUCCCACAAAGUGAAACGUCGUGUGCACUGGAUGCUGCAAUGCGCCUGCGUAACGUGUGCCACGCUCGGCCUGGCAGCCAUCUUUUACAACAAACACCUGCAUGGCAAGCCUCACUUCACCUCCUGGCACGGCCUGCUGGGCGUGAUCACGGUGUGCGUGGUGGCGGUCCAGUCGCUGGCCGCCGUGCCUCUCAUCUACCAUUCUUUGGUCAAAGGCUGGUCGCUGGCUAAGCUCAAGAGGUACCACGCGACCUCAGGGCUUGUCACAUACCUGUUUGGCAGCGUCAGCCUGCUCCUCGGCUUGACUUCUGGGUGGUUCACCAAGUCGGUUGGUGAUGCCACUUGGUACCUGGCGGCACUUUGUCCUAUUCUUUGUGCCCUCAUCAUCAUGAAUCAAGUCACCAGUGCUUAUGUGACAAAGAAACGUUUCCAGUCCUAAUCGGUGGUGAGAAGUAAUGAACUCUGAAUACAUAUCUUUGUUCAUGUGCAUAAGUUGAUUUUAUUCUCGAGUGAAGUUAUCAAAACGGGUAUUCAAUGUGAUUGACUCGAACAAUUUCAUUUUUUUUGUACUUGCGCAUUUUUCAGAGUGUCCUUUUUGUCUUACUUAGAGGGGAAGUCGAGUCAAACAUGUUUUUCACAAUAUUCUGUUCUUUGGGGUGCCAUGAGUCUAAACACUAUAUCCUGAGUAGUAUUGCAUUUGUGGAAUAUGAAUUCAGUGACAAAAUGUAUCCGUUAACAAUCUGAGCUGGUGGCCAUUUUGCCACUUGCUGUCCAACGUUACAUGACCAAACCCAGAAAACAGGUUCAUCGUGAUUGGUCAUUGCCUGAGCUCUUCGGCACUGUGAUGCGUGAAUGUUUUGUUCAUACUAGUGGGGCAAAUUAUGACUUACUAUAUUGUAAAGAACAUUGUUGACUUAACUUCCCCUUUAAGAAUCUUUCACUCUCUUUUUUUAAAUACACAAGUACUAGUACAGUACUUGAGUACAUCGGUCUGAAUAUCGUUACUGACACUUAUGCAGGGAUUAUGGUUUACACACAAAGCCAUAUACCUGUGUGUAUUUAUAUGGGUAACAAUUUUUUUCACUGUACAUCGCCACUGAGUGACAUGUUUCCACGAAUGCAAAUUUAUUUCACAAAAGCCCUCAAAUUGGUUUUGGGGUGGUUCUUGAUUUCAGUAUGACACUGUGGACCAAAAAUUGACAAUGCUUUUUGUCAAACGCUUACAUAAUAGCAUGUUGUGUGAAGUGUGAAGGCCAAAAUUGAUUGUCAGAUGUCAUUUUGAAUUGCCUUUAAAUUGACCUGAUUUGUACGGAAUUAUGUUUUUGAGCGCCAAAGCUGUGUUUAUUAAAAAAACUAUUCAUGCAAUAGAAGUGUUUUAUUUUUAAAAUAACAUUAAUAACAGUUAUUUUCUGCUUUUGUCUACAUGGCGUGGAUCAGCCAUUUAAGUGAACAGAAGGUAAUAAAAAAAUAAUAAAUACAUUUCAGAAACUACAUAUACUGAAAUGAGAGAAGCUACUAUUGAAAGAACACAUGAUCAAAUUAUAAAAAGUAAUUAAAAAAAUUAAAUAUCCAAUCCAUAAAAAUGACCCCACUGGACAUGAAACAACAGAGUUAAACAUAAAGCAAUGAUAACCCACUUCAAAUUCUAACAAGAGUACAAAUAUAGACAUGGGAUCUGCAUCGUUUCCAUAAUCAGCCUUUCAGAGCAACGUUACAAGAUUCUAAGACAGGCUGAAGAAAAACCAUACAGCAAAAAAAUGUCUCCACCAGUCUACUGGAAACUUUUUACAGGUUAUGCUGUCUAGUAUCAUGCUCUCCUGUUUUUUUCAUCUAUAGGCCAAUAAAACCAUCGACUCAACAGAUUCCUAAAUCGAAACAUCAGUGUGGCGUGAAUACAAAAAAAAAAACCCCACACACAAGGCUUGAGAGCAGCAAAGAUCUAAACACACCACUGACAUAACUACUAACACAGGAGGCCGUUGCAACUGGUUCGGGUGGCAAAGCCCACAACGCCACCUGGCCGGCCCAGCCCGGCCGCAGUCACUCGUGGGCGUGAGUGUGAAUGUUCUGAUGGAGACGUUGACAUUCGGUAAAUACCCGGACCACGAUGGGAAACGUUUGAGUGGCUGAGUGUUACUUUGACUUGAUCGGUUCUUGUUUUAGGAAACAAGAGCAAGUUCACAUUUGAUAUCACAAUGGUAACAAAGUAAAAAAAAAAGAGCACGUACCAAGUUAAAAUCUGGACACCCAAGACCUCUUUGUGUUAUUUAAGGCUAAAAAUGACAGAACACAAGAGUGUGUCACUGAGGGCAAGUUGAGAUACAUUCAUUUGAGUGUUAAAAGGGAGGGGGAGUGACCCCUCCCAAAACUGUCGCAAAACAAUGCAACUGUUAUCUUCCUGUAUGCCAUAAUUAUACACCUCCCGACAAGCUGAAAUGAAUUUGUUGAAAUAUAAACAAUGAGAAUAACUGCUAUAUACAGAUAUCUACAGUUUUAUAAUGAGUCACGGAACCACAAUCUCUUUUCCAAAUGGGAUGCUCUACUUUUUGGCAGACUCAAAUAUUUCAGUGGAUUUUUAUUUAUUGAUAUUUUUUAAUAUUUGGGUUGUGAAAUUAGUCCGUGGCCACGAUGAGUGUGAUGAAUUUUGCACGGUGUGAAAUAAAAUCUGUCGGGAAUUCGGCCUGUGA